AUGGCGUGGCGGGGGCUGGCGGCCGAGUUCCUGCAGGUGCCGGCAGUGACCCGCGCUUACACCGCGGCCUGCGUCCUAACCACAGCCGCCGUGCAAUUGGAUCUCCUGAGCCCCUUCCAGCUCUACUUCAACCCGCACCUCGUGUUCCGGAAGUUCCAGGUCUGGAGGCUCCUCACCAACUUCCUCUUCUUCGGGCCCCUGGGAUUCAGCUUCUUCUUCAACAUGCUCUUCGUAUUCCGCUACUGCCGCAUGCUGGAGGAGGGUUCCUUCCGGGGCCGCACGGCUGACUUCGUCUUCAUGUUUCUCUUUGGGGGCGUCCUUAUGAUUCUGCUGGGGCUGCUGGGCAGCCUGUUCUUCCUGGGCCAGGCCCUCACGGUCAUGCUGGUGUACGUAUGGAGCCGCCGCAGCCCUCAGGUGAGGGUCAACUUCUUCGGCCUCCUCACCUUCCAGGCGCCGUUCCUGCCCUGGGCGCUCAUGGGCUUCUCAAUGCUCCUGGGCAACUCGAUCCUCGUGGACCUGCUGGGCAUUGCUGUGGGACACAUCUACUACUUCCUGGAGGAUGUCUUUCCCCACCAGCCUGGAGGCAAAAGGCUGCUGCUGACCCCCGGCUUCCUGAAGCUGCUACUGGAUGCCCCAGAAGAGGACCCCAAUUACCUGCCCCUCCCCGAGGACCAGCCAGGACCCCUGCAGCAGUGA
Molecule: messenger RNA, 696 nt
Organism: Pipistrellus nathusii (Nathusius's pipistrelle)
Lineage: Eukaryota; Metazoa; Chordata; Mammalia; Chiroptera; Vespertilionidae
Source: the annotation of a GenBank genome assembly